AUGGCUUUCCUACUUUGUCCCCAGCUACCAAUCACAAGAUGUUUCAUGCAAACGGGAGGAUGGAUACGAGCAGAUUCUCAAAUUUCGAACGCUAGGUCGCUACAAAAGUUCGCACAUGCACGCUUUGCAUCGCGAUCGAGUCGACCACAGAAACUACCCAAGGGCUCAAAACCUAUCAAGCCUACAGUUCGCCGCAAUGCUGAACCAUACACACGGAAACUGCAGCCUGAUCUCUCCACAUCUAAGAAGGCUGCUUCUUUGUUGAACCAUGUGAACAAACUCAAGAGGGAAGCCCCUAUCGAAGCCAAGGUUGUGGCACCAAAAAUUGAACAUCCGGCACCGGUCGUGGAGGCGCAAAUUGUACCCAAGGAAGAUGGAACGAAGACCGUUGAGAUUGAUGAGGAGGAGUUGGCGAUACAACGCCGGAUUGUCAAGAAUCGACGUAAAAUCUUCUGGCCCGGCGUUUGGACUGUGUUUGCCGUUGCUGGCACCUAUGGCGUCUUCGCAUUCCUGGACACAAAGUUUGGUUCGCAGUCGACUGAGGAGUCUGCGCCUUCAGAGCGCGCGCAAAUACCCCAGACCUGGUACAUGACGCCGACCGUUGUGAUAGAAGGUGUCAAGGCUGGUUGGGCCGAGCUCGACAAGCUCACGAUUGGCAUCGCAGUCCUCUGCGUUGCGAUGCACUUUCUCAGAAAAUCGCCGCUGCCGAUAUGGGAGAGACUUAUCCACAUUACUGGCGAGAAGAGGUAUACGGCGUUUACAUACCCGUUGAUACACAGCAAUUGGGCUCAUCUGGGCAACAACUUCUUCGGAUUAUGCUGGUUCUUGCCUGGCGUGGUGCAUUACUUCGACAACGACUCAUUCCAUGCCGCAACCUUUCUCAUUACCAUUCCCCUGAUCACCACAUUCCUGCAACACUUCGUAUUUCGCUGGACCACUGUGAGAGGUAUACCACUCAACAUGGGUGCGAGUGGAGCUAUUGCAGCUGCGCUUGGAGCAUUUUGCAUGGCGUAUCCCGACGAGAAAGUGUGGACGCCCAACUUUUUGGUAUUCCGCAUGGAUGCAAAAUAUUGUGGAGUGCUAUAUGUUGCCUGGCAGCUGGUCUCUGAAAUUAAGGCACCGAAAGGAGGUGGCAGUCGGCCAGAUUUUAUUGUUCACACACUGAGCUUGCUGCUCGGCGCAGCGUACGUCUACUUUGAUGUGAAGGAGAAUGUCUGGAAGCCAUUAGUUGCGCAAUUCGCAACCACAGAUGACCAACUGUCGAAUGAAGUGAAGCUGGGCGUACGGAACACACGGCUUUGCUGCGCAAAGACGCGAAUAGGAACCACCGGAAAGCAGCCGAGCCCAGAAAACAUAUCGCAGGGCAACUUCAACAACAUCUUCCACAUCAAUCGACACUGCAUACAACGAUACCAUGCCAUCAAGCACAGGCACUAUUCUCCUCUACUUCCUCGCAAUAUGGCUACCAUUCCUCCCGGUUGCAAUACGACGAGGAUGCAGUGCAGACCUUUUCAUCAACAUUCUUCUGUGCUGUUUGGGCUGGAUUCCUGGCAUCAUCCACGCCUGGUACAUUAUUAGUAAGACAGAACGGCACCCUGGGUCAAUGGGGCAUUCUGAUGGAAAGAAAUAUUGAGACGAGACGAUGCUUCCGGGGUUUACGGGGUACGCGAUUACGAGAGCGAUUUGAUGAUUCUGCGCAUGGGGCGCAAUUUGUAUUAUACAUAUGUACAGGGAAGCGUUGGCGUUCAAGCGUAGGGAAUCAAGUCCAUCUUCAACCAUGAUG
This is a messenger RNA of Parastagonospora nodorum SN15, 1783 nucleotides long. RefSeq lists its product as hypothetical. Gene Ontology annotation, molecular function: serine-type endopeptidase activity. The record is from RefSeq and is a predicted model, not a curated record. Bases 1 to 1578 code for a protein of 525 amino acids. The transcript has 5 exons. Lineage: Eukaryota; Fungi; Ascomycota; Dothideomycetes; Pleosporales; Phaeosphaeriaceae. Gene Ontology annotation, cellular component: membrane.